UUCUUUAUGUCUCGGUGAAUAUGGAGUUCACGUUGCUUUGCAAUCUCGGUGGCCCUCGCAAUGCUGGCGUUGCUUUACGUCUCCGGUUGCUGCAUGUGUGGCCGUCGAAGUCUCCGGGGGAUAUCAGAAUCUACAAUUACUGUACUCUUUGGACCGACGAAACAGGGACGCUGAUUCACGGUGUUUCACCGACUUCAAUGGCUGCUGGGAUCCAUCGUUGUCUGUCUGUUGGGAAGAUUUAUAUUGUAAAGUCCUUCGGCUUGAGCAACCCGCCGAAUCAGUAUCGCCCAUGUUCCUUUGAUUUGGCUUUGGGUCUCUCGCCCUCGACUUCUUUUCAGGCCUGUGGUCUUCCUGCUAAGAGUUUUUCGGUUGAUGCGUAUGAGUUUGUGUCUUUCUCCCAGUUGAGCAUGCGUGCUGGCAAUCACCGUUUCUUGACA
Molecule: messenger RNA, 437 nt
Organism: Linum tenue
Lineage: Eukaryota; Viridiplantae; Streptophyta; Magnoliopsida; Malpighiales; Linaceae
Source: the annotation of a GenBank genome assembly